This is a messenger RNA of Penicillium verrucosum, 315 nucleotides long. Its product is annotated as putative small nuclear ribonucleoprotein SmG. The transcript has 3 exons. The record is from RefSeq and is a predicted model, not a curated record. Lineage: Eukaryota; Fungi; Ascomycota; Eurotiomycetes; Eurotiales; Aspergillaceae. Gene Ontology annotation, molecular function: RNA binding. Gene Ontology annotation, biological process: mRNA splicing, via spliceosome; spliceosomal snRNP assembly. Bases 1 to 315 code for a protein of 104 amino acids. Gene Ontology annotation, cellular component: U5 snRNP; U2 snRNP; catalytic step 2 spliceosome.
AUGCCUCAAGCUCAACCCGAAUUGAAGAAGGUCAGUGCUGCUGCUCCUAUUCUGUGUCGCUCUUUUUUUGGUUCCGAGAUCUCAGCUGACGUCGUGUCGUUUCUACAGUACAUGGAGAAGCGGGUCUUUUGCCAACUGAACGGCAACCGCAAAGUCAUUGGUAUUGUCCGAGGCUACGAUGUCUUCAUGAACGUUGUUCUAGAUGAGGCAUUCGAGGAGAAGAACGGCGGAGAGAAGGUCGCCAUUGGCAUGAUCGUCAUUCGCGGUAACUCCAUCGUGAUGCUCGAGGCCCUCGAGCGCAUUACCGACAAAUAA